CUUAAGGUCCCCCAGCAGCUCGCUGCCACCACCCCUGCCGUACCACUUGACAGCCAUGUCAGCGAGCACGAACAUCCCCCAAAAGACCUCACUGCCCGAGGGCCUCCGCACCGGCACGGUGGUGAGAAUUCGCGGAGUCGUCCCUGAAAAGGCUGGCAGGUUCUACGUAAACCUGCUGUGCAGCGAGGAGCCCGAAGCGGACUUGGUCUUGCAUUUCAACCCGCGGAUGGACGCCACCGAGGUGGUCUUCAACAGCAAGGAGCGUGGGGCCUGGGGCCCGGAGGAGCGCGGCCCUGGCCUCCCCUUCCAGCGCGGGCAGCCCUUCGAGGUGCUGCUCAUCACCACCGAAGAAGGCUUCAAGGCGGUGGUCGGGGACGCGGAGUACCACAACUUCCGUCACCGGAUACCACCGUCGCGCGUGCGCCUGCUGGAGGUGGGCGGCGACGUGCAGCUGGGGAGCCUGAGGAUCUUCUGAGCAGAGCCCAAGAGCCUGGGUUGCGGGAGGCCGGGAAGAACGCUGGAGAAUAAAGUGUCAGCCCUCAG
Molecule: messenger RNA, 543 nt
Organism: Sciurus carolinensis (gray squirrel)
Lineage: Eukaryota; Metazoa; Chordata; Mammalia; Rodentia; Sciuridae
Product: galectin-7-like
Exons: 4
Coding region: 56-475 (139 amino acids)
Molecular function (GO): carbohydrate binding
Source: RefSeq, a predicted model, not a curated record